Molecule: messenger RNA, 991 nt
Organism: Saccostrea echinata
Lineage: Eukaryota; Metazoa; Mollusca; Bivalvia; Ostreida; Ostreidae
Product: BOS complex subunit TMEM147-like
Exons: 6
Coding region: 4-696 (230 amino acids)
Source: RefSeq, a predicted model, not a curated record
ACGAUGACACUUUUCCACUUUGGAAAUUGUGUGGCGUUAGCAUAUGUGCCAUAUGCAAUUGUUUACAAAUGUUCAGGAUUGGCAGAGUACAGUGCAUUUUGGAAAUGUGUUCAAGCAGGGGCAGCCUACCUUUUCACACAGCUCUGUAAAAUGCUGGUAUUGGCCACCUUUUUCCCAUCAACAGAAUUUUCUCCAGAGGGAGUGGAUAUCCUAGGGGAAUUUUUGAAGUGUACUGUAGACUUGGCUGACCUGGUUGGAAUUCAUCUGGUGAUGACAAGGAUUGCAGGAAAGGGACAGUUAAAAUUCAUGGUGGCUGGGUUAGGCUGGGCCACAGCUGAGUUACUUAUGACAAGGUUCAUCCCACUUUGGGUUGGAGCAAGAGGUGUUGAAUUUGACUGGAAGUACAUCCAGAUGUGUUUCGAAUCUAACAUCAAUUUGGUGCAUCACAUUACAACAGCCAUGUUGGUCUGGUUACGCAGUAGACAUGAUCUUCAGAAGUCGUUUAUACCGGUCGUCAUGACAUUAUUGGCCCUCAGCUGUUAUAGACCACUCAUUGUGGAGAUUCUGAUUCAUGCAUUAGGGCUAGGAUCCUGGACCCUCCUCACUGCUAAGGCUCUGUUUACAACAACCGUGAGUGUAGUGGGACUACAGAUUUUCCUAGGACUCUCUGUACAAACUUCUAAUUCUCACUACUGAGAAUCAAUGAUCUUCAUUGAACAACGUCUUAAGGAAAUGUUUGACAGUGCAAGUUUAUUACUAAUGUAUAGAUGAAUAAGAGUUUUAUGUAGCUAUGUUGAUUGAUGAGAAGGAAAAUUAUUGUGCAAUAUGCAUGGUACAUGUUGAUUUUAUGGUAUGUGUGGUGUUCAUUUUGUUUCUAAAAACAUAUUUAAUGUUGUUUGUUUAAUGUGUUCCUAUAAUCAUAUCUGUUUAUCAAUCUUAUCAUGUUUAUCUGAAGAAUAGAUUAACUGUUUUAAAUACACAUAUUUUGUGC